This is a messenger RNA of Aspergillus heteromorphus CBS 117.55, 1450 nucleotides long. Its product is annotated as kinase-like protein. The transcript has 4 exons. Lineage: Eukaryota; Fungi; Ascomycota; Eurotiomycetes; Eurotiales; Aspergillaceae. Gene Ontology annotation, biological process: protein phosphorylation. The coding region runs from base 146 to 1255 and encodes 369 amino acids. Gene Ontology annotation, molecular function: protein kinase activity; ATP binding. The record is from RefSeq and is a predicted model, not a curated record.
GCUGGGAUGAUAGGUAGCCUAGCCAAGGACAUCAAACUCCAUUAUCUGACCCUACUCACAUUGUUCAUCCAGAUUGAAGCACUAUGCAUCAGUGAAAAUCUGCGUCAGGGAUGGCACCAAAUCACCUGUUCUGAAUGAAGUGGCAAUGCUACAGCGUCUGGGGAACUUCGCACAACAGGCUGAUCAUCCGGGCUUGGAGUUCACGCGCCUGGCCCAAGACAUCUUUCAGAUCGACACUUCUACAGGACCCCAUCAUUGCAUUGUCACAGAGCCCCAGGGAGCAAGCAUUCGCACAUUACAAGACGUAUUUCCCAAUGCAAUAUUACCAAAGCUUCUCGUCAAGUCGCUGGUACACCGGCUGGUUAUCUCCAUCGAUUGGCUGCAUGCGACGUGUGGCCUCGUACACACCGACAUUUCCCCCCAGAAUGUUUUGAUUAAACUCGAAGACGAUAGUGUCUUAAAGGAUAUCGAGAAGCAAGAAUCCCAAAAUCCAAGCACUCCAGUGAUCAGUCAAGGAGUCCCUAUCUACCACUCCUUAGCGACCAUGCUUGAACUAUCGGGCCUCCCCGUCCUUACGGACUUUGGGCAGAUGCGACCGUCGGAACCCGCGAAUCGCGACUGGUGGAUGUCCGAUCUGUAUCGUGCGCCGGAAGUGCUCUUGCAGCUGCCCUGGAGCUUUCCCGUCGACAUCUGGUCGAUCGGUGUCAUGAUCCUCGAGCUUCUGGAAGGAAAGAACCUUUUCGACCCUAUCGAUCGCACAGACGAUCAUUAUGUUCUCCCGCUAGCUUUGGCUCAAUAUAUCGGCUAUCUUGGACCCCCGCCGCUCGAGAUCAUAAAGCAGAAUCCGCUGUUUACGACAUAUUUUGAUGAUGACGGGAACUGGACAUCCGAUGUUCCAAUACCGCAAACAUCCCUGGAAGAAUUCGUGACGACGAUUCCUCCGGGGAAAGAAAAAGAAGCAUUUCUGCGAUUUAUUCGAAAGAUCUUGACCUGGGACGCUGAGGUUCGAGCAACUUCGGUCGAGAUCAUACCAUCUCACCCCCCAAGCCAGCCCAUAAGCCUGUCCCACGGCCAAAAUUCUUUCUUCGGGAACAUUCUCCCAGAGAACUCAGUCCACUCCCAGAAUCCCAUCCCAUCAGGCGCUCCCUUGGCCUCCUUCUUCCAUUCCUCGCGUGGCGGAUACGGCGAUGGAUCAAAUACCAGUCGCAGGGCAUACUGGUCACCAUUCCGGACCUUGCGCCGGGUGUCGAAUUGAGCCACUAACCUUCCCUGCUCAAGCCGGAUGUUGUAAGUCUUUGGCCUGAACGCCUGGUCGGUGAGCCAACCCUCAUUCAUCGUGCGGGUUGAUCUAUCAUAUUGGGAUAUACGGCGCGUAGUGAGCGUCAUUUCAACGCUGAACUUGGUGACAAGUUUUGGUUUGCGGCCUUUGUUGUCUAAGUUGACGAUCUGG